Molecule: messenger RNA, 1177 nt
Organism: Adelges cooleyi (spruce gall adelgid)
Lineage: Eukaryota; Metazoa; Arthropoda; Insecta; Hemiptera; Adelgidae
Exons: 2
Coding region: 243-1016 (257 amino acids)
Source: RefSeq, a predicted model, not a curated record
AAGAGCUAGUAUAUCAAACGUAAGGCAAACAAAAAAUUUGACGUAUCAAUUAAAGUUUUAGUAAUUACAAUUGUCCCGAGCAAACAAUUAGUACGUGUCUUUUGCCUUCGCUCGGAGGACUGUCGUGGCAGACUGACUUGGCAGAAAUCGAGUUAAUCUAGACAGUUUGAUUUUUGUAGACCAUGUAGGUAAUAUUUGUUUUGUAAAUAAAAAAAAGAAGUCGGCGCUAAAACGGUUUUACCAUGGAAAAAAAUGUUAUUGUUAAGUUUUUAAUCGCGUUAGCCGUUUUGAAGAACGUGACUCGGUGUAACGGUAGACUGUCUGCGGCCGAAGUAAAUCAUGUCAACUACAUGAGUAGACUAGAACAUUGGCAAGACAUGUGGUUUCAUAAGGUCAAAACUUUCGGUCCUUACUGGACAUGGAAACGCAGAUUGUCUACAUCCAACGUCCAAUUCGGGCCAAUAGACAAGUUGAAAACCAUACCCUUCAUGAUGGGAUGCGGUUACGGACAGAAAUUAAACGAUUUCCUCAGAUUAAUGGCCCACACGAUCGACGAGUGUAACAGCAUUUCACCGAAGUUUGUCGCCGACGAUUGUUGGAGUAAGCUGAGAAGAAGUGUUGCAACAGGUGCGUCCGUUAUGUCACUCUUGGUAGGCGUGUUCAGGCUACUCCAUGCUUUUGACAAAAAGGUCGUUGCUAGUCCGUUUUUCGAGCCUAUGGAGAGGAUUCGACUAUUUCUCAAAAUAGACGGGCAUAACUGGCCAAUCAUGUUCUAUGCGCAUUCCUUGGAGAUCAUUUUGAUCACUGACUGUAAACCUGAACACAGCGUGGUCAAUACAGAGAAAUUAGCGGCUGAAUAUAGAAAUUUAAAUACCAUAAUUAACCUUUACGAUUAUUAUGUAAGUACACUGGAUUCUUACACCGGAUAUAUAAGCGAGCACUUGCGCCGCCUUGGUUUUCAAUACGACGAGGACACAGAAGAAACUUUUUAUACAACUCCUGUUCUAAAUGAAUAAUACUACCAAAAUUCAGUAAUAAGAAAACGCAGACUAGAUAACGUUUUACAUGUGUUUUUCAUACAAAAAUGGUAAACUCGUUAUAAAAAUACAUAAAAUAUGCCACGUUUGUUAUACCUCAUUAGUAUAACUCGCGUUACAUUACAUUUUUUUUUUCAAUA